Opisthorchis viverrini is the source of this 630-nucleotide messenger RNA. RefSeq lists its product as hypothetical. The record is from RefSeq and is a predicted model, not a curated record. Lineage: Eukaryota; Metazoa; Platyhelminthes; Trematoda; Opisthorchiida; Opisthorchiidae. The transcript is spliced from 3 exons. The annotation marks the transcript as partial.
GUGCUGGUGGUUGCGAGAUUUUGUAGAACACAUACUCAUAAUACUCACGUUUGAACAAUCGUCUUCCUGUCCUCACGCAAUCAUUCUGGUAGCGAUACCUAUCUGGGAAGUCCUGGCUGUCUGGCCAGUUGACCGACAUAACCAAGGUAUGUUACUGGGUCGUCUUUCGAGGCGUCAGGCGUUGCGCGUGCUGGUGUCAAGAGCGAACAUGUUCACCAAUUCAAACGUAAAAAUCCAGAUAAGUCCGGCGUGCGCUGGUGGAGUUUCGGUAACAAGCUCGCCUCGCAUGUCAGAUGUGCGGAGUUCAAACUCCGGCACGGCCAUUGGCUAUGCACUGCUGAUGAACUCUAACAAGAGUGAAACUCGACUCCAGUGGUGUGGACUUACCAGAACGACUACGGGAGGGCAGGAGGACGAUUGUCCAAACGAGGGUCUUAACCUGAGUCUUUUCUUCAGUCGCUCUACGUGCAAUCGGUUGGGAUGUCGACUUUUGGUCUACCAACCGAUGAUCAUCUCUUAUCGAGCGAUCUGCUUUCCUCAAUCCGCCAAGGGUUUUAUUGGACUGGGACUUUCUAAGGUCACAGUCAGUGACGUGUUUGCUUGUCAUUGUUGGUCCUCUGCGCACUUAUG